Messenger RNA from Ailuropoda melanoleuca (giant panda), 3363 nucleotides. RefSeq names its product regulator of G protein signaling 18 (gene RGS18). The record is from RefSeq and is a predicted model, not a curated record. Bases 290 to 997 code for a protein of 235 amino acids. The transcript has 5 exons. NCBI's taxonomy places the organism in Eukaryota, Metazoa, Chordata, Mammalia, Carnivora, Ursidae.
AAGAGAAGUUGCACUGUGGUAAUACUUGUCUUUAUCUUAGAGACCAAGAGUCAUUUUGCAAAUUUGUAGUAUCAUUUCCCUAAACAACUCAGGACCAAAUUGUACUUCGGUUCUUCAGUUCUACUUUUUUGUGGAGACAGAAACACAGCUCUUGACUGCAUUUUUACUUUAUUUUUUUAAGCACUGCUGACAGAGUUAAGAUAACUUUUUAUUGCACCAUGUAUAACUAUGAAACAGCAUUAACAGGUGAAGGAUGUAAUAAUUUAGACAUCUCUUCAUUUUAGAGAAGAUGGAAACAUCAUUGGUUUUCUUUUCUCAAUUAAAUAUGUGUGAAUCAAAAGAAAAAACUUUUUUCAAGUUAAUACAUGGUUCAGGAAAAGAAGAAGCAAGCAAAGAAGCCAAGCUCAGAGCUAAGGAAAAAAGAAAUAGGUUAAGUCUUCUCGUACAGAAACCUGAGUUUCAUGAAGAAACCCACUCCAGUAGAUCUGGGCACUUGGCCAAAGAAACAAGAGUCUCCCCUGAAGAAGCAGUGAUAUGGGGUGAAUCAUUUGACAAACUGCUUUCUCAUAAAGAUGGACUAGAGACUUUUACCAGAUUCCUUAAAACUGAAUUCAGUGAAGAAAACAUUGAAUUUUGGAUAGCCUGUGAAGAUUUCAAGAAAAGUAAAGACCCUCAACAAAUUAUCCUUAAAGCAAAAGCAAUAUAUGAGAAAUUUAUACAGAAUGAUGCUCCACAAGAGGUUAACCUUGAUUUUCACACCAAAGAAGUCAUUACUAAGAGCAUCACCCAACCUACCCUACAUUGUUUUGAUGCUGCACAAAGCAGAGUGUAUCAGCUUAUGGAACAAGACAGUUACACACGUUUUCUGAAAUCUGAUAUCUAUUUAGACUUGAUAGAAGGAAGACCUCAGAGACCAACAAAUCUUAGAAGACGAUCACGCUCAUUCACCUGUACGGAGUUCCAGGAUGUAAAGUCAGAUGUUGCCAUUUGGUUAUAAAGAAAAUUAAUUUUGUUCAUUUUGAUGGCAAACUUGUAAUCUGCUUUUAAAAUAUAGCAUGUUUACUUCUAACAAACGAGUACAUCUUUUAAAAUAAAAUGCAUCAUGUCAAAGUAUUUUAAAAAUGUAAAUCAAAACUUACGUUAUAAUAACACAUACUAUAUCUGCCAAUAUAUUCUGCAAAGCCUUCCAUUUGACUUCAUUCCAUUCAUAAUCAGAAAAACUUAUUACUUAAUGGAAAGAAAGUAAAGAAGUAAUAAAAAUGUUUUAUAAGACCAUAAAGUUGAAUUAAAGUUAAGCUUUUGCAAAAUUGUCAAUACUUAGAACAAAUACCUAGUUUGGAUAUUUUUUUCUACAUGUAAAAAAGUUAAUGCUCAGAUAUCCAUAAAUUUGGAACAUAUUUUCCAUAAUGAUGAAGACUCUUUCUUUCUCUCUCAGUCGUAGAGAGAGUUAGAGGUGGUCCGGUUCUUACAAUAGGAAAAGACAAUCAUGUAUUCUUGGGUUACUGACCCUGGUUCAAGAAUAAGCAAUGUAUCACUUCUAGUUACAAGCCAGAAACAGGAACUUUGGGGAACACACAUUCACCACUAUAGAACUUCCAGGUUAAACAUAACCCACGUGGAUAACUGAGAAUGGUAUCCACGGUUUGGGCUCAUUCUUAAGUGAGCAUGGACUUAUCCAGGAAGUGGAGCACACUUCUAAUGGCCAUAGAAACAUGACCAGAUUAUACAUAGCUCCAGGUUGGGACUAGGAGCAUCUUCUCAUCUGCUAACAGAAAUUGCUACUAAAGUAAUGGGCAGUCAGUGGUUUGAAUGAGACCCAGAGGAGGUUUAUCUCAGAAGUAAUUAAGUUUUAUUUUUGGACUUCUAGGACUGGGAUAAAAAUUAGAAAUGAGAGGAGGUAAAGAAGCAAGGAGUCCAAGGCCCUGGAGACUCAUGCAUCUGCUACAUUGGCCCCUAUAAAUAAAGUGUUUCCCCAUUGAUUGUGUUCUUGUUCCAAGUCUCACUGAGUCAUUUAAUAGUAUAUUAUUCAAAUAAGAUUAUGCUAAUAAGUAUAUAUGUCUCUACUUUAGGGAAAUAUUUAAUUUUAGAUAUGUGUUGCAUGUCAAUGUCUGUAUUUAAUUAUGCCAUACAUUUGGCUUUGGCAAAUGUUAUUUUAGUUGGAAUGUAAAAUAUAAAAAAUGCAGAUCACCUAUAGUAAUAAAUAUUUUUAAUUUCUUCAUUCAUACAGUUAAUGUUUAUUUGACCGCUAAGUGCUCUUGCUGAUUGUUGAUUAUCCUUUCUGUCAUCAAACUACACAUAGACUUAUUUUAGAAUGAUACUGAGAUAGAAAGUAUUAAAGUGUUUUGUCACUGAUCUUACUACUAAUUCAAUUCUUUAUACUGUUAUAAAUAUGAAAACAAGGUAUCAUGCAUUUCAAAAAUCAACUAAGAAAGUGAUUUUUAGUUUUUCUUUGGCUAAAUGAUUUAUAUUUUCUUUUUUCUGUGGAAGUGUCUUUUCAAAGAGUAUGAUUCAUACACAGUUAAGACUUGAUAUACAAGUUUCUGAUCUCAUUAGAAAAAUCAUGGGCUGAUUUUAACAGCAUUGUUCUAGGACCAUAAAUAUAUAUUAUAUAGCUUUUUCAUUUGUAAUACUUUUCAAACAUGUCCAAUAUCUUGUUUAAAGAAUUCAAUGGGACCCUUCAAAAACAUACCAGGACUUUCUGAUGAAGUUAAUGCCUGACUUCAAAGAACUUGUAUCCAUAGGAAGGACAACAUGGUCACAAACAGGAAACAAAAUAAACAAUUAGAGAAGUGAAAAAGCCAAGUAAAAAUGUGCAGACAGUACUGAGCACUGGCUGAAGGCAUCACAGAAAUAUAACGAAAGCCCAAGGACUUGAGAACCUCAGUGCCUGGGCUCCCUAAACAGAUGUAUGAGCCCACAGACAAAAGUCAGUACCUAUGCUGUCAUAUUUUGUACAUAAUAGAAGCUCAGUAAAUGACUAUGGGAUCAAAAGGAAGCAAAAAGAAGCAUUACGAGGAAAGUUCACAUUUCAGCAAAGAAUAAAGGUCUACUCUUAUUGGAAUGUGGCAUGUUUUUAUUUGAAUCCUGGCUCUGCCACUUAUCAAGUGUUGUAGUAUGUUGGGAAAGUUACCUAAGUAUUUUGAACUUCGACUUCUCAUUUGUAAUAUUGAAGUAAAACAUUUACAGUGAUGUUAAGAUGAUUAAAUUUAAAAAUAUUUGUAAAGUAACAAGUAUAGAUUAAUUGACUUUAGCGCAUGAACAAAAGUAUGGGAAUUAUUCUUGGUAUUUAAGUAUCACUUUUUAAUUAUAAUAUAAAUUUUCUAAUGCUUAUGCUAAAAUCAAAUAAAUGUCCUUUGAAAAUAA